This is a messenger RNA of Lachancea mirantina, 348 nucleotides long. The record is from the annotation of a GenBank genome assembly. Lineage: Eukaryota; Fungi; Ascomycota; Saccharomycetes; Saccharomycetales; Saccharomycetaceae.
AUGAGUGCAUCUGGAUACUACGAGCUUUACCGUCGAAGCACCGUGGGGGCAACUUUGGUCGACGCGUUAGAUGCGUUAAUCAGUGAUGGUCGUAUCGAGGCGUCUUUAGCAAUGCGAGUUUUGGAUACUUUUGAUCGUGUAGUGGCCGAAGCACUUAAGGACAAAACUGAGGCCAAAUUGACGUUUAAGGGCCAUCUACAUACAUACCGCUUUUGCGACGACGUUUGGACCUUCAUUAUUGAAAAUUGCAGCGUCAAAGUCGAUCAAACGGAUGAUAUCAAAGGUAAUAACCUUGUCGUGGAUAAACUAAGAAUUGUGGCAUGUAACUCUAAGAAAACCGGCGAAUAA